This is a messenger RNA of Aricia agestis (brown argus), 984 nucleotides long. Its product is annotated as methyltransferase-like 26. The transcript has 2 exons. The record is from RefSeq and is a predicted model, not a curated record. The coding region runs from base 101 to 844 and encodes 247 amino acids. NCBI's taxonomy places the organism in Eukaryota, Metazoa, Arthropoda, Insecta, Lepidoptera, Lycaenidae.
UUUUGCAGUCGAAUUUUUUCAUUGAUCAUUACAAAUAAGUUUUGUGCUUGUUUUGUGAUACACAAUUAUUGAAUUCAAUAUUCUAAAGAGUAUACCUUAUAUGAUUACUAUAUAUCGACGGUUUUGUAAGAAUUUACGAUAUAUUUUGUAUAUAAGAUCAAUGUCGGAAUCAAACGAUAAAUCCACCGCCGUUAGCGACAAUAAUGCAAAUAACGAGAAACUGAUAUAUCCAGCGGCAAAUAGAAACAAAGAACCUAUUUUACAAGUUCUGAAAAGAUUCAUAAUUUGCGAUUUCGACGAAAUUGAAGACGAGAGCCCUUUGUUUGUCGAAAUCUCUUCAGGAUCUGGUCAGCACGUAGCUCAUUUUGCGCCUCAUUUUCCUGGUGUAAAGUUUCAGCCAACUGAAUUUGACAAAAGUCUCUUUGGGAGUAUCUCGAUUUACGCUAGCUCGUGCCCGACGAAAAACAUACUGCAGCCGAUAUUAGUCGAUAUUUCAACACCACUGUCACAUUUUGGCUUCUUGGAAAAUACAAUUGAUUACAUGUACAACGCUAACAUGAUCCACAUAAGUCCGUAUGAAUGUACCAUUGGAUUGUUUGAGAACGCUGGCAAGUAUUUAAAACCUGAAGCUUUACUAAUUACCUAUGGACCGUAUGCUAAGGAUGGCAAAAUAUCACCACAAAGUAAUGUAGAGUUUGAUGCUUCUUUGAAAUAUAGAAACCCGUUGUGGGGACUGAGAGAUAUCAACGAUCUAAUAAAAUUAGGUGACCAAAAUGACCUCUGUCUCAUAGACACUGUGGAAAUGCCUUCUAAUAAUUUAACAUUAAUUUGGAAAAAGAAUUGAGUUAGUGGCUGAAUAAGAAUAUAUUAACUGUGAUAUUUUGGAACAUUUCUCUAAUAAUAAUUAGCUUUAACCAAUAUCUACUCUCUUUUGCAGAUUCAAAUACUUUGCAUUUUUAACUUUAAGGGUCCUUUAUUUAUACU